AUGCAAAGACUUUGCAAGCCUUUCCUUUCUCAAUCCUCGUCUCGUUGCAAAACAUGGAUCACUCGUAAAGGCUCAUCAUCAUCACCUUCCAUUCUUACCCACAAUAACAAUAACAACAAACUUGGUGCUUUGAACAACGAAUGCGGUUGUCAACAUUCCUAUUCAACCACAACAAGUCAAUCCGUUGCAAGUGUUGCUGUGGUGAAUGAAGAAGCAGAUACAUUUUCAUCAACAGCUUCACAACCAUCGGAAUUGAUACAGGAAGAAUUACAACAAACAGAAGUACCACUCACACCUGCAGAUAUGGCCACUUCCGAGCAAGCAGCUUUGGAGGCUAUGGAGAGAAAAUUCUACGUAUUGCCUUCAAUUUUUGAACAAUAUGGUACUCCGAGACCACCCACUAUUUCUCUCAUUCAUCAAUAUUCGGAUGGAAAGGCUACCUUUGACUAUCCACCACAAGAUGCCAAUGAUCAAGCAAUUUCACUAACUGCACAAAUUCCCAAUAUUGACAAGACAUAUCCUAAUCCUAACUUGGCCCAAUACUAUGCACAACAUAAUGCACAACUUCAACUCCGAACCUUAAAAGAUAAUAUUGUGGAUUCACAACCAUAUUAUCGUCUUUCUAGUUUUAAUUAUAGUGCACUAAGAUAUAGUUUACUCCGAUCGGGAUUUAAGAGAUUGGGAAAGGAUGUUCCUGUGGUUGAGAGAGGAUUUAUGAGUGCCAAUGAAGAGGAACAGGAGAGACGUUUCGAAAGUUUCAUCAAGGAACCAUUUUCAAUUUUCUGGGGACGUCACUUACCUGCUCACUUUUACCAACACUUGAAUGCAUUUCAAAGAGUGAAUCAUUUUCCAGGAUCAACAAAUUUGGGUCGAAAAGAUUUACUCUUCAUUAAUCUCUUCAGACAACAGCAAUUGAUGGGUGGAUCUGAAUACGACUUCUUCCCUGAUAGUUUCUUGUUGCCAUACGAUUACAAUGUUUUUGAACAGAGAUGUAAGGAACAAGAGCUCUUCAUUCUCAAACCAUUCGCUAGUAGCUGUGGAAGAGGUAUUAGUGUUUAUAAUACAAAAAAACAUGCUCCAAUUCCACAAGAUAAACGUAUCCUCGCUCAGGAAUACAUUGCGAAUCCAUUGUUGAUUGGUGGAAAGAAAUUUGACAUGAGACUCUAUGUUCUUGUUUCCUCCUAUGAUCCACUUCGUGUUUAUUUGCAUCAUGACGGAUUGGCACGUUUCGCAACCGAAGAAUACGACAUGGAAAAAUUAGAUAGCGUCUUUUCACAUUUAACCAAUUAUUCACUCAAUAAGAAGUCAGAGGCAUAUGUGAGAAAUAACGAAGAGGGCGAGUCCGAAGAAGAUGGAUGGAAUGAACAUGCUCAUAAAUGGAGCAUUCCAUCUCUCAAGACUUACCUCAAGAGAAACGGCUUCCCAGUCGAGAAGAUUUGGGGAGAUGUUGAAUCCCUCAUUGUCAAGACAUUAAUUUCUGUAGAAGGACGAAUUCGUCAAACGUGUGACAAGGUCAAAUUACCAUCCACAAAGAACUGCUUUGAAAUUUAUGGUUUUGACGUCAUGAUUGACAAUGAUUUGAAACCAUGGCUAAUUGAGGUCAAUAUUAUGCCCUCUCUGGGAGUGUCAUCUGUGCUCGAUAAGCGGGUAAAGGUCGAUGUGUUGAGUGAGUCAUUCCACAUCAUUGGUAUGGUUCCUCACUCGCGUUCCAAUUACGAACAAGAAAAACAGAGCAAACUUCGUUAUUAUGGAGAGUCUGUGAGCGCUCAAGAAAAGUACAUUCUCCACGAUAGUGAAGAUGAAUUAUCGAGAUUACACAACUUUAAGCGAAUUUAUCCACCUGUGGAUGGCAAUCCUGGCCGAUACGAACACUUGUUUGCUGAACAUGUACCAUCCAACAAGAUUUUGAUCGAUUUUGAAAAAGAAAAGCUUAAUCAUAGUAUUGAAUCUCUUCACAAACUCAUUGCAUAA
This is a messenger RNA of Naegleria lovaniensis, 1971 nucleotides long. RefSeq lists its product as uncharacterized. Gene Ontology annotation, biological process: protein polyglutamylation; microtubule cytoskeleton organization. The transcript has a single exon. Bases 1 to 1971 code for a protein of 656 amino acids. The record is from RefSeq and is a predicted model, not a curated record. Gene Ontology annotation, cellular component: cilium. NCBI's taxonomy places the organism in Eukaryota, Heterolobosea, Eutetramitea, Acrasida, Naegleriidae. Gene Ontology annotation, molecular function: tubulin binding; tubulin-glutamic acid ligase activity.